UCCACGUCGCGCGGUCGUCCUCGACGUACGUGUAGAUCGUUCGCGUUCGUCGCGCCACGCUCGCGUCUCAGCACGUCCUACGUCCACGGACGGAGUGGCGGUUCGCAUCUUACCGGGCAGCAUUAGAGUCGUUUCGUUAUUUUCUAAUACUGUCAGGUAAAGAUGUCGUCCGCGCUCCAAGUUCUGCGCAUCGAGAAGUCUGCGAGGAAUUCGGGCCGGGCUGUGGAACCGGUCGGUCGGUGGUUUAUAUUUACCGGCUGCGCCGGCGCUACGCGGUUGCGGUUGCGUCACGUCGAGCGCCGCCCGCGCCACGCACCACGCCGUUCAGCAACACUCGUCUGGAUGGACUGCCCCGGGACGGAGAAGAAGCCACUGGUAAAGCUAUGUGGAGUGAGCGACUCGGCUGAAGGCGGCACGCAGGCGGUCGCCACGUGUUCGCGCGCCAGCGCGCCGCCGCACCGUACGCUGCUCUCGCAAAGUGGUCGUGCAGAACGCUGCGUGUGCGAUUCAGCAACCAGCGUGUGUGGAGCCCCGCGCGCGCAGUUCGGCGGCGUGGGCGAGGCUCCGGGCCGCUGGCCACCCGCCCGCUGUCCGCUGCCCACAGUCACAGUACACAACAGCCACGAGAACUCGCUGUCGGAUCACCGCACAUCUGGCGGAACACUUGCGGCCAUACACCUCUCUCCUGUGCUAUCCUAACACAUGCGGUGAUCCUGCUAGGAAUGCUGAGCAUAGAGUCCUCCACAUCUCUUACGGAUUCCAUUCUUAAAUAGUAGCUUUAUUGAAAUCCCGCACGUAUGGGUGCAUGGCUGAUUCCAAACACCUCGCUUAGGACUAUCCCACCAGUUGUUUUAUCGAGUUUAUGUCAGGUGAGCCAGCAUGCCAGUCCAAACGUGUUAUGUUGUGUUCUAAGAAAGCAGUAUUGACUCGUUGAGCUUGAUUUGCAUCAUGGAUGAGUACGAAUUGGUGCUCAUAGUUUUUUCCAAAGGUUGUGACGAUUCUGUCAACAGCGCCUGUUUUAUACAAUCAGCGUUAUGAGGAAUCAAAGUCGUUUAAGCUUCUAACAUUAUUCCACUUCAAAAAGACGUCGACUUUCUUGGAGCCUGAACGCUCCCGGUGGCAGUUCUUUGCCUUUCUGGCAAGGCGUGGCUUGUGUUUUUAAUUAAUUUAGUAAGGUUUUAUUGGAGAUGUUAUGUACCGACGUGUAUUCAACGCCAACAUGUGACAGUGAGCGGGCUGUGGGCCAGGGGGGGGGGGGGGGCAGAUGUCGCGGCGAGCGCAUUCCGUGGCCGCGCCGGCUGCUCCGUGGACAAACGGGUUUCAUAGCCAUGGCCAUGAUGAAGUCGACGACACCUUAAUUAUAAUAUACGAUAGAGGAGCUAUUUCGAGAGCAUCCGCCGCCGCGCAGCCGCCUCGCCGCGCCGCGACGGUCCCCGAGCUCAGUCCACUGUCACCAGCCGGUUGCCUUCACUCACUAUUCCUCAGUGGACUCAAAUCACCUCACCUUGCUGGAUGUCUUUUAUCUGACUAACAUAAAUAUAUUUUAUGCAAUUCUUAAACAUA
Molecule: messenger RNA, 1563 nt
Organism: Papilio machaon (common yellow swallowtail)
Lineage: Eukaryota; Metazoa; Arthropoda; Insecta; Lepidoptera; Papilionidae
Exons: 3
Coding region: 163-699 (178 amino acids)
Source: RefSeq, a predicted model, not a curated record